AAGCCAGGUCAGAAUGUGGAGGAAGGGAGCCGGGUCAGAGCCUAGCUGGUAGAGAGAGAGAGAGAGAGAAGGAGAGAGAGAGAAUUGCCUUCUCAUCUUCUGGCUAUUCCUGGGGAUUGAGUAACUGGAAUCAAGGAAAGCAGAAGAGAAGAACGAGAAUCGGUGGCAGAGGCAGUGACACAGGAGGCAGAUUAUUGGGGAGCGAGAGGGCAAAAAUCAUAAAAAAGGAGAGAGAAGAGCAACAGAUGGGGACUACUGCACGAAGAGAGAUGUGAAGAGGGAGUGAACGAAGGGAAAGAGUGAAGGGAUCAUAGUAUCGUCCCUAUAAGGUGGUGGGUAUUGGUCUGGCAACAAGCCAGAGAUGGGUCAAGCCUUCAGGAAGCUCUUCGAUACCUUCUUCGGCAACAAAGAGAUGAGGGUUGUGAUGCUUGGACUGGAUGCUGCUGGAAAAACAACAAUCUUGUACAAACUACACAUUGGGGAGGUUCUAUCCACUGUGCCAACCAUAGGUUUCAAUGUAGAGAAGGUUCAGUACAAAAAUGUACAGUUCACUGUAUGGGAUGUUGGGGGCCAGGAGAAGCUUCGACCUCUAUGGAGGCAUUACUUUAAUAAUACUGAUGGCCUGAUUUAUGUUGUUGAUUCUUUGGACAGGGAGCGCAUUGGUAAAGCAAAAGCAGAGUUUCAGGCAAUCAUUAGCGACCCAUUCAUGUUGAACAGUGUCAUCUUGGUAUUUGCAAACAAACAAGACAUGCGAGGAGCCAUGAGUCCAAUGGAAGUUUGUGAAGGUCUUGGACUUCGUGAUCUGAGGAACAGAAGAUGGCAUAUUCAGGGAACAUGUGCAAUUAAAGGAGAUGGUCUCUAUGAAGGUCUAGACUGGCUGGCAAGCACCCUGAAGGAAUUGCAAGCCUCUGGAUAUUCCACGUCCACUGGCAGUGGUGCAUUCUGAAUUCUGAUUGUGCAGGUGAAACAAUCCCUAGGUCGAUGCGUUGUGGCAAUGAUUGACCUUGUUCUUUCCGCUACCAUGAAUCAAACGAUAAAAGCAGAGGAAAGUUUGUGGACAUGAUCGGCUCACUUUUACUGGUUCUGAAAUGAUGAGAAUGAGAGAAAGAUGCUGUAGUUCAUAUUUAUAAAGAGACCAUGAUACUGUGACAUGGUAGAAGAUCGUCAAUUCGACAUUGCCAACCACGUUGUGUGCAGGGUUGGCAGAUUUCCUCAUCACAUGAGUUGCAUACAUGUACUCCUUUUUGUUGGAUGAUUGGCAAAAAUAAUGAGUUUCUGUUUCCUUUUUCCA
Molecule: messenger RNA, 1291 nt
Organism: Nymphaea colorata (pocket water lily)
Lineage: Eukaryota; Viridiplantae; Streptophyta; Magnoliopsida; Nymphaeales; Nymphaeaceae
Exons: 8
Coding region: 362-946 (194 amino acids)
Biological process (GO): intracellular protein transport; vesicle-mediated transport
Cellular component (GO): cytoplasm
Molecular function (GO): GTPase activity; GTP binding
Source: RefSeq, a predicted model, not a curated record